CCCACCUGUCCGAGACCGCCGCCCUCACCUGAGGCGCGCGAGAGGCCGCCGCGGCCCGCCCACCUGUCCCUGCUGGCGGCGGCUUCCGGGCUCGGGCUACUCCGAGGGCGCGGUCGCGGGCUCCGGGGCAGGGCGGCGGGGCCAGCGGCGCUGGAUCGGCCGGAGGGCAGCAUGGCUUCGGGCUCUUACAAUGUCAGCCGCGCCUUCCACGAGGCGCCGCCGCCGCUGCACAACCGGCCGGACAACACGGCCUUCACCCAGCAGCGCCUGCCGGCCUGGCAGCCGCUGCUGUCGGCGGGCACGGUGCUGCCGCUCUUCUUCGGACUGGGCCUCGCCUUCCUGGCCAUCGGGCUGGGCCUUCACUUCACCUCGGCGGGCAUCCAGGAGCUGGAGCUGGACUACACCGGGGCCCCCGGCACCAACUGCUCCAGCUGCGCCAGCCUGACCAACAGCAGCAACCCACGCCGGGUGCCCUCCUGCCAGUGCUGGCUGAAAUUCCAGCUGCCCGCCGCCUUCCCGCUGCCCGUCUGCCUCUACUACCAGCUCUCCAACUACUUCCAGAACAACCGGCGCUACAGCAUCUCCCGAGAUUACGAGCAGCUCAGCGGGAUCGCCUGGGCGCUGCGCCACCCCUUCCAGGAGUGCCAGCCCUACCAGUACAACAGCCAGGGGCUGCCCAUCGCGCCCUGCGGGUCGGUGGCCAACAGCCUCUUCAAUGACACCUUUGAGCUCUACCAGCAGCUGCAGAACGGCUCUCUGGCCAACGUGACGUUGGAUAAGCGGGGUAUCUCCUGGUGGACCGACACUAACGUCAAGUUCCAAAACCCGGAGCCGGUCAACAACAGCUUGUGCCUGGCCUUCAGCGGCACGGCCAAGCCUCCCUUUUGGUCCCGGGAGGUCUGCAAGCUGGACCCCUACGACGUCAACAACACGGGCUUUGUCAAUGAGGAAUUCAUUGUCUGGAUGCGCACGGCUGCCCUGCCCACUUUCCGAAAGCUUUACGCCCGCAUCCGCCACGACAACUUCUCGGGGGCACUGCCCCCGGGCACAUACUACCUGAACAUCAGCUACAAUUACCCCGUGCUGGGUUUCCACGGUACCAAGAAGGUCAUCUUGAGCACCCUCUCUUGGAUGGGGGGUAAGAAUCCCUUCUUGGGCAUUGCCUUCUUGGUCCUGGGCUCUGCCUGUAUCCUGGGUGGCCUCCUCAUGACGGUGGUCCAUUUCAAAUACCGGCACCAGGAUGAGGAUGAGGAUGAUUAGGAGACCAAGCCUGACUUCUCCUUCGCAGGACAUCCCAUCAUUCCUCAGGUGGCAUGACGAAGGAGUGGGGAAUUCUGGGAGAUGCUGGCAAAGGACAUCCAGCAAGCUGGAAGCUGACAUCUGAAGAGCAUUGGGCUUCAAAAAGCUGUGAAUAAUUGGACUGUAGCAGGGUCGAUGCUUCUCAACCCAUGAAGAAUAAAUUCAGUCUAUUGUGUAGCUUUUCUUGAAAAUAAUCCUCAGCUCCGUAAUUUUUCAAGCCGGUGAAGUUGAUUUCUUGUUAAAUGGCAUAAGGAAAUUGAGUGCCAUCAUUUGAAAUCAUUAGAAGUUUGAUAUGAAGGGUGUGGCUAACACAACAUGGCUUGGGAAACAGUGCUGUUUUCCUUAUGAAGGGACUUCCUCCAAGCAAACUGAUGAUUACUUAUGGAUGUUGGAAACUAUCAUUUCAUUUGGAUCUUAGAUUUGGCCUGUUCUUAAAUGCUGGGGAGAUAACCCAGCAUUUGUUGUCUACACAAUAUUUACUCAUCGAUAACUACUAUGUGUUGCUGAUCCCCUAGGAUGGUAUGUUUGGGAUAAAUUCAGUUGGUUAAUUAACAGUCUAUUAUGUAAAUAUAGCCAAUGAAAAAUGUAUACAGGUAGUCCUUGAUUUAUGAACAUAAUUUAGCCCAAAAUUUCUGUUGCCGAUUUUGCAACCUUUUUUGACACAAUUGUUUAGUGAAUCACUGUAAUUGUUAAGUCUGCAACAUGGCU
This is a messenger RNA of Crotalus tigris (Tiger rattlesnake), 2007 nucleotides long. It is a transcript of the gene CDC50B, whose product is annotated as transmembrane protein 30B. NCBI's taxonomy places the organism in Eukaryota, Metazoa, Chordata, Lepidosauria, Squamata, Viperidae. The transcript has a single exon. Gene Ontology annotation, cellular component: plasma membrane; endoplasmic reticulum; Golgi apparatus. Gene Ontology annotation, biological process: phospholipid translocation. Bases 172 to 1260 code for a protein of 362 amino acids. The record is from RefSeq and is a predicted model, not a curated record.